Durusdinium trenchii is the source of this 877-nucleotide messenger RNA. The record is from the annotation of a GenBank genome assembly. Lineage: Eukaryota; Dinophyceae; Suessiales; Symbiodiniaceae.
AGCUCUCAGCUCAGCCGAUUGACGACUUCACCGGCGACUUCGCCCGAGACCAUCGCAGCCAUGGCACCCGCAGAGAUCGAGACCAUCGUGGAGAACGAGCACGGCAGCGCCUUCGAGGUGCAGAUCAAAUCGCCGGGUGCGGACAAGCUGAGGACGGCCGCCCGCCUGCGCCUGGAGUCCUACGAGAAGAAGCCGCUGCCCACGUUGCUGGGCUCCAAGGGUCCGGCGGUGCCGCUCUGCGAGCAGCGCGCCGAUAAGGCUCGCCAGCAGAACGAGCAGAAGAAGGAGACGGCCGAACGUGUGCGCCUGGAAUUCCAGAGCACGGCGGACGCGAAGCGUCAAGAGAUGGCGCAGCAACUGGAGAAGGCAGAUGGACUGCGCCAAGGUGUCUUGGCAAGCCGCUCGAAGCAAGCGGGUCAGCACUACGAGAAGGUCAUGGAGAAGAAGGACACCACGCAGCAGCGCUCAGUGAUGACGGCGGCGGAAGCGCGCGAUCGCUUGACGGCCAUGUUGCUCCAGAAGGAGGAGUUGCGUGAGCAUCAAAUGGCCGAACGUUCCAAGCGUGCCAUCAAGCACAACGAGGCCGUGGCGGACAAGGUGCAGCAACAGAAGGAGGUGAUGGAGAAGAAUCGCUUGAAGUCCAAGGCGCUGCCGGCCGCGGAACGACUCAUGAACCUGAGUUUGCGCCUUUAUGAGCGACACUUGGUGGCGUGCCUGGAUUGACUAGUCGGAUGGCGGCGUGCUGGACGACGACACAGUGCUGAAGUCGUACAGCAAAGAGCUGGGUGAUUUUAAACCGUGAAUCGUAUGCCCACAUGUGACAAAUCUUAUGGUUCCUUUUGCGCGCUCUGGGUGUUCCAGGUGUGUGACUCUAAAC